CCUAAACUGGAAUUUCCUUGGAAACAGACAUACAAUUGUCAUAAAUGUCUGUCAGGUUGUGAAAUGUCUCCUAAUGUAAAAAAAACUAAAGAACAAGUGGAAUUCCCUUGGACAGCUCCAAUUGACGCUCGAUUUCCAAACGCCAACAUCACUGGAUACUGCUUUAGAAUGUUUUACGAUUACCAACGGUGUAUAGGAUUAUUUAGUGUAGAUCACGAGCCCUGCGAGUACUUUAAGAAGGUAUACACGUCACUAUGCCCGCACGCGUGGGUAAAGCGAUGGAACGACCAAAUCGAGGACCACACGUUUCCGCGCGAUUUACCUGCGGAUCUGAAAAAGAAACUGAACGGCUAGUGUACAAAUUAUCGUUUUAUUAUCCUUUUUAACC
Photinus pyralis (common eastern firefly) is the source of this 388-nucleotide messenger RNA. RefSeq names its product cytochrome c oxidase subunit 6B (gene COX6B). Lineage: Eukaryota; Metazoa; Arthropoda; Insecta; Coleoptera; Lampyridae. The transcript is spliced from 2 exons. The coding region runs from base 64 to 354 and encodes 96 amino acids. The record is from RefSeq and is a predicted model, not a curated record. Gene Ontology annotation, cellular component: mitochondrion; respiratory chain complex IV.